Molecule: messenger RNA, 2486 nt
Organism: Lolium perenne
Lineage: Eukaryota; Viridiplantae; Streptophyta; Magnoliopsida; Poales; Poaceae
Molecular function (GO): nucleic acid binding
Source: RefSeq, a predicted model, not a curated record
CAGCGCCUCGCCCGGACAUGAGGCCGCAGCAGGCAGAAGCACCCCGCCUCGGGGUCGUACGGUGGUGGCGGUCGCCGGCUGGUGCCAUCUAGAGGAGAUGGGGAUCACAAAGCACAAAACAUCCAGAGUUAGAAUUUGUUUUUUCCGACUACAUACCGAACGAUGGGCUCUAUUUGGGCUGGGCCUCUUAUCAAACUCCUUCGGAACGUGCGGGGUUUUGCCUCGCGAGGUAACCAGUACUGGUCCGAUUUUAGCCACCAGUAUAAACCCGUAUGGUCCAUUAGAUUAACCAAAAUGAAUGGCUCAGGUUUAUUUGAGGGUACCACAAAAGACAACACUUUGGCAACGACUCCAUGCUUCACACAGUCACCCCCACGUGUUCGACGUGAUGCCGAGCGCUCGGGAAGUCGACAUUCAGCUCUUCUUAGGACAUGUUCUCUCCGUCACAGUGCAUCACAGGAUUUAUCCGGUCACGCAGGAGGUGUUUCACCAAGUCGUCGAUGCAUCUGGUGCCGAUGAAGUGUACAUGACCACGAGGACUGACCAUGCCAAGGCCUUCGUUUUGUUCCGGUCGAGGCACGGCGCGUCACGAGCUCGAGUGGCCCUUCAUGGCCGCAACAUCUACGAUGGUUGCUGCCUGAUGGACAUAACAGAGGCGACGGCGAGAGCUGUUCUUCAUGUCAUUCUGAGCCACUUGCUCUAUCCGGUGAUAGGUGAAGUGCUUCACCAGGUCUUUGCUGGUCAUGGAGCUCGGGACGAGGUGUAUGUAAACAAGGCAACAUAUGUUGAGGCUCUCUUUACAUUCAGAUCAAGUCAUGCCGCAACAAGAGCUCGUGCCGCUCUUCACGGUAGCAACAUCUAUGAUGGGUGUUGCCGAAUUGAGAUUCAGUACGUGUCACUUCCUCUCAGUAACACCACUGAGACUUUACCAACACACACUGCAGCAAACCCGACUCCCUGCCCAGCCUCUGCUCUGAAGGCGGUCGCCCCCAAUGAGCAUGGUGUCGCGGUAUAUGCCAGUCCGGUGCACCACUCUGUGGUGCUGGUAGCAGAAGCCACCUCUCAGGAGUGUCCAGUCAUGGCUGAGCAGCUUGGUUCCAAUCAGGAGCUUCAUAGAAUUUCGGCGGCGUCAGAUGACAAGGAGCAAGUGCAAGUAAAAGAUGAGCUACCUGGUGCAUUAGAAGUGUUUGAUGGAACACCUGAGAAGAUAAGAAGUGGCGCGAAGCUUCACCCCCGCGUCAAGUGGGUAUCUCGAGUGCGCAUUGUGCGACGCCCUGUGCGCAUGGCCCUGAGGAGUAAGUUCCGCAAUUGUGUGACCAUGCCAUCACCACCUCCAGUGCCGCCACGCCAGCCUGAUCAGCCGGUCCAUCACUUGGAACCUUGUUCACCACCUCAGACACCUACUCUGCAUCACCCUCCAGGUCCACUCUCGGUGGUGGGAGGCGAUCUGUGCUCGAGUUCUUCUUGGGAGUCGUCCCCGGAUGUUGCAGAGAUCAGCUCCGAUGAGGAGGACUCUCCCCCUGUAGCCACGGAGCUUUGUUUUGAUGAUCAGGAGGACUUGUCCCCUGUGGCCAGGAAUUUGCAGCAGAAGGGCAUGGCUGGUACCAUUGACAAGGAUGGCGAUGACUGCGUGAUUCUAGACUACGAUCUUCAUAGCACGACCGCCAUGAAGGAUGAGAAGGAGGGGAGUGUGGGAGAUGGUGGCUCGGAUGAGGAGUUGCAGAUAGUCGCAGAGAAAGGCGAGGUAGCAUGCAGGGACUUCCCUCACCCGCGCCAUUUAUGUUCUAAUAUGCCCUUCGGCACUACCUCUCACCAGAAGCAUUGUACCAUGUGCUACUGUUUUGUAUGUGACGCCCCAGCUCCCUGCAGUUAUUGGGGUAAAGCUCUCUCGGUUGAUGACCAUUGUCAUGCUACGGAUAAGGAAAUAAAAUGGAAAACACUGAGGCAGGCAUUGAGGCAGGCAUUCAGGUGGAAAACUCUUCAUGCAUCUCAUCCAGAAAAAGAAACUGUUGUGUACCCAGCAAUGAUGUCACUCGGACGUCUUUCUCUUGGCAAUUAGAUUCCUCUUCAGAAUGUUGUGACCCAAAAACAAGAGAGGGAAGAGGUACAAGCAACUCUCACACUGCUCAAUUUUCUCACCCACUAGCACGAACUGUCAGUGCAUCAAGGGCACACCCUGUGGCAGGAGAUGGAAGAGGUACAAACAAUGCUUACACGCUCAAAUCGCUCACCAGCAUGACUGGACUUAUGUGCAAUUGAUACUCAAGGGGUGUAGCUGCUAUAUUCUAGUUGGCUGGUUUGGAAGAUUCCUGUAUGAUAUGUUUCGGUUGCUCUUAGUAUUAUUUAAAUUUUCAUCUAAGGAUGCUUGUGCUGGGUGGAGAGGUUGCUGAUUACGAGAUCUAUGGAUCAUUACUCAUCUAUUUGUUAGGAAAUUUGUUUCAUCGGCAUUGUUUUUUUUCAUCAGUGAUGUUGGGACGCAGCUUGUA